AGUCCUGCAGAGCGGCGGCGAUCCCCGUCCGAUGGGAGGAUGGUUGUUCUCAGGCAGUUUGGGCUGCUUCUCUGGAAGAACUACAUCCUGCAGAAACGUCAGAUUUUGGUCACCAUCAUAGAAAUCUGCCUGCCGCUGCUGUUUGCUGCCAUCCUGAUCGCACUGAGGCACCGGGUGCACUCCGUCAGCCACCCCAAUGCCACCAUCUACCCGUCCCUGUCCGUGGAUGACCUGCCAGGCUUCUUCUACCGCCGGCACCCCGGCAACCCCUGGGAGCUGGCGUACGUCCCCUCCAACAGCAGCGCCGUGCAGAGCAUCGCCAGAGCUGUGGAGAGAGCUUUGCCCAUCAGCAUCCGAGCCCAAGGCUUCGCCUCAGAGCGAGAGUUUGAGGAUUACGUCCGACGGGACAACCGCUCCGGCAGCGUGCUGGCUGCUGUCAUCUUCAAACACCACUUCAGCCACGGCACAGACCCGCUGCCCCUCCAGGUGGACUAUGAGCUGCGCUUCAAGUACAGCCCCAGGAACGCGCCGCGGAGUGAGCAGACGGGGCUGAACCCCAACCUGGACCGGGACUGGCACACCAGCUACCUCUUCCCACUCUUCCAGCUGCCUGGGCCCCGCGAGGCCAAGUUUGCGGAUGGCGGAACGCCGGGUUACAUCCGGGAGGGCUUCCUGGCGGUGCAGCAUGCCGUGGAUCGGGCCAUCAUGCAGUAUCACACCAACAGCUCUGCCACCAGCCUGCUGGACAACGUCACCGUGGUGGUGCAGCGCUUCCCCUACCCGUCCUAUGUCAACGACCUCUUCGUCCUCGCCAUCCAGAACCAGCUCCCACUGCUGCUCAUGCUCAGCUUCACCUACACCUCGCUCAACAUCGUCCGUGCCGUCGUGCACGAGAAGGAGAAGAAGCUGAAGGAAUACAUGCACAUGAUGGGCCUCAGCAACUGGUUGCACUGGAGUGCCUGGUUCCUCAUGUUCUUCCUCUUCCUGCUGGUGUCUGUGUUCUUUGUCACCGUGCUCUUCUGUGUCAAGGUGAGUGAACAAGGAGCUGUGCUCACUAGCAGUGACCCCACGCUGGUGUUCACCUUCCUCGCCAUCUUCUCCAUCUCCUCCAUCUCCUUCAACUUCAUGGUGAGCACCUUCUUCUCCAGAGCAAACAUUGCAGCUGCUGCUGGAGGCUUCCUGUACUUCUUCUCCUACAUUCCCUACUUCUUCAUCUCGCCUCGCUACGACCUGAUGUCCCACAGCCAGAAGCUGGCAUCCUGCCUCAUCUCCAACGUGGCCAUGGCCAUGGGAGCACAGCUCAUAGGCAUGUUUGAAGGAAAAGGGACUGGCAUCCAGUGGAGGGACCUCAUGAAACCUGUCAGCGUGGAUGACAACUUCACCUUGGCACAAGUCCUGGGGAUGCUGCUCCUGGAUUCAGUGCUCUAUGGCCUGGUGGCCUGGUAUGUGGAGGCUGUCUUCCCAGGGGAGUACGGCGUGCCUCAGCCCUGGUACUUCUUCCUGACGCCCUCCUACUGGUGUGGGCAACCCAGGACUGUCAUUGGAAAAGAGAAGGAGGAGGAGGAAGACCCUGAGAAAGCCCUGAAGAGCCAAUACAUUGAGGAGGAGCCUGCUGACCUCGUGUCAGGGAUCAAAAUCAAGCACCUUUCCAAGGUCUUCAAAGUGGGAAACAAGACAAAAGAGGCAGUGAAGGACUUGACGGUUAAUAUGUAUGAAGGGCAGAUCACUGUCCUGCUGGGACACAACGGUGCUGGAAAGACCACCACUCUGUCCAUGCUCACAGGUCUGUACUCCCCAACGAGUGGGCAGGCGUACAUCAAUGGCUAUGAGAUCUCACAGGACAUGGUUCUGAUCCGCCGGAGCCUGGGGCUGUGUCCGCAGCACGACGUGCUCUUCGACAACAUGACAGUGGAGGAGCACCUCCACUUCUAUGCAGGACUGAAGGGAUACCCAGCCUCCAAGUGUCCCGAGGAGAUCAACCACAUCCUGCGGAUCCUCAACCUGGAGGACAAGCGGCACUCGCUGACCAAGGCGCUCUCUGGUGGCAUGAAGCGCAAGCUGUCCAUUGGCAUCGCCCUCAUCGGGGAUUCCAAGGUGGUGAUGCUGGAUGAGCCAACGUCGGGGAUGGAUCCAGCUUCUCGCAGGGCCACCUGGGAUCUCCUCCAGCAGCAGAGGAGCAACCGCACCAUCCUGCUGACCACACACUUCAUGGAUGAGGCUGACUUGCUGGGGGACCGCAUAGCUAUCAUGGCCAAGGGCGAGCUGCAGUGCUGCGGCUCCUCCCUCUUCCUCAAACGUAAAUAUGGGGCGGGGUACCACAUGGUGAUGGUGAAGGAGCCGUACUGUAACCUGGGGGAGAUCUCCCGCCUCAUCUGUCAGUACGUGCCCAACGCCACCAUGGAGAGCAAUGCUGGGGCAGAGCUGUCCUUCAUCCUGCCCAAAGAGAGCACUCACAGGUUUGAGGCCCUAUUCACAGAGCUGGAGCUGAAGCGGGAGGAGCUGGGCAUCGCCAGCUAUGGGGCCUCGGUCACCACCAUGGAGGAAGUCUUCCUGAGGGUUGGGAAGCUGGUGGACUCCAGCAUGGACAUCCAGGCCAUCCAGCUGCCUGCUCUGCAGUACCAGCACGAGCGGCGCUCCAACGACUGGGCCAUGGACGACUCCAGCAGCCUGAGUGGGAUGACAGACAUGACAGAUGACAGCGGGGCACUCAUUACAGAGGACUGCUCCAGCAUCAAGCUCAACACUGGGUUCUACCUGUGCUGCCAGCAGUUCUACGCCAUGUUCAUGAAGCGAGCCAUGUACAGCUGGCGCAACUGGAAGAUGGUGGCAGCGCAGUUCCUCGUGCCUCUCAUCUUCACUGCCUUCGCCCUCAUCGUGGCCAAGACCUUCCCGGGGCCCAGGGACUCCUCCAUGCUGAGGCUGACGCUGGAGCCCUAUGGGCAGACCAUCGUGCCUUUCUCCGUCCCCACCGCCUCAGGGCUGCCACAGAAGCUGGCGGAGCAGUACGUGGAGCUGCUGGAUGCCCAGCACCAGUCGCCACUGGAGGUGCCGGGUGGCCUGGAGGAGUACCUCAUCUCAAGAGCAUCCGAGGAGGGGGGGGCCUUCAAUGAGCACUACAUCGCCGCUGCCUCCUUCGAAGGAGUUGACAACCACACGGUGGUCACCGCACUGUUCAACAACCAGGCCUACCACUCCCCAGCCACCGCCCUCAUGUUGGCUGACAACGCUGUCUUCAGGGUGCUGAUGGGCCCCAACGCUUCCAUCACAGUCACCAACUACCCUCAGCCCCGCAACAUCACCGAGAAGGCCAAGGACCAGCUCAUGGAAGGCCAGACCGGGUUUGCCAUCGCCAUCAACUUGCUGUACGGCAUGGCCUCGCUCGCCAGCACCUUUGCUCUCCUGCUGGUCAGUGAGCGGGCCAUCAAGGCCAAGCAUGUCCAGUUUGUCAGCGGCGUCUACGUGGUCAACUUCUGGCUGUCAGCCCUGCUCUGGGACAUCAUCAACUUCCUCAUUCCGUGUGCUCUGAUGCUGGUGAUAUUCCAAGCCUUUGAUGUGCAAGCCUUCACCCAAGACAGCCACCUCGUCGAUGUGAUGUUGAUCUUCCUCCUUUAUGGCUGGGCCAUCAUCCCCCUUAUGUACCUCCUCAGCUUCUUCUUCUCAGUGGCAGCCACAGCCUACACCCGUCUCACCAUCUUCAACAUCCUCUCGGGCACAGCCACCUUCCUUGCUGUCACCAUCAUGAGCAUCCCAGAGUUGGGCUUGGUGGACCUCUCCAGAACUCUGGAUAAAAUCUUUCUCACCUUACCCAAUUACUGCUUGGGUCAGUGCAUCAGUGACUUCUACCAGAACUAUGAGUUCAUUCAGUUCUGCACCUCUUCUGUUGAAGCCAUCUUCAUAUGCAAGGCAUUCAAUAUCAGCUAUCAGGUGAACUACUUUUCCUGGGAGUCGCCUGGGAUCGGGCGAUACCUGACCUCCUUGACCAUCCAGGGUUUCUCCUUCCUCUUCCUCCUCUUCCUCAUUGAGACAAACCUUCUCUGGAGACUGAAAACUUUGGUCUGUGGCAUCUGCAGGCGGCGAAGAUGGGUGGCACUGCUGAACAGUGUGUCUGUGUUGCCUGAGGACCGGGAUGUGGCAGAUGAGAGGAAGAAGGUUUUGGAGUCACCACCAGAGCUGCUGUCAUCACUGAGCAGCCCUCUGGUCAUCAAGGAGCUCACUAAGGUCUACGACAGCCGGGAAUCCCUGCUGGCAGUGGACAGGAUCUCUUUGGCAGUCAGCAAAGGGGAAUGCUUUGGCCUUCUUGGCUUCAAUGGAGCAGGCAAAACCACCACAUUCAAGAUGCUGACGGGUGAUGAGAGCAUCACAUCGGGGGAUGCCUUUGUGGAUGGCCACAGCAUUCUGGCCAACAUCAAGAAGGUGCAGCAGCGGAUCGGCUACUGCCCUCAGUUUGAUGCCCUGCUGGAGCACAUGACGGGCCGUGAGACACUCAGCAUGUACGCCCGGCUGCGGGGCAUCCCUGAGCGUUACAUCGGCAGCUGCGUGGAGAACAUGCUGAGGGGGCUGCUGCUGGAGCCCCACGCCGACAAGCUUGUCAGGACCUACAGCGGUGGUAACAAGCGGAAGCUGAGUGCUGGCAUUGCCCUUAUUGGUGGCCCCCCCGUCAUCUUCCUGGAUGAGCCCUCCACUGGUAUGGACCCCGUGGCCCGGCGUCUGCUCUGGGAUGCAGUGACUCGGACACGGGAGUGUGGCAAAUCCAUCAUCUUCACCUCCCACAGCAUGGAGGAGUGCGAGGCGCUGUGCACGCGGCUGGCCAUCAUGGUGAACGGGCAGUUCAAGUGUCUGGGCAGCCCCCAGCACCUGAAGAGCAAGUUUGGCAGUGGCUACACCUUGCUGGCCAAAACGCGGACUGAUGAGGAGGGCGAGCUGCAGGCCUUCAAGGCCUUCGUGGAGAAGACUUUCCCAGGCAGUGUCCUGAAGCACGAGCACCAGGGCAUGGUGCACUACCACUUGACCAACAAGAACCUCAGCUGGGCGCAGGUCUUUGGGGCCUUGGAGAAAGCCAAAGAGAAGUAUCGCUUAGAAGACUAUUCGGUCAGCCAGAUAUCCCUGGAGCAAGUCUUCAUGAGCUUCACCCGCUUCCAACACUACACAGAGGACAGAGGGAAAUGAGCAAGAGCCCUUCACGUCCUCCUUCACGGACUGGCCCCGCCGCCUAUACAUAGUAUAUAUAGAGACAGUAAUUUAUAUAUCAGCGUGUGUCUUAAAUAAUGUAUAAAUGUAAGAAAAUUUUCACUGGGGAGGGGGGAGAGGAUGGAGUCGUACCUCCUGCUACUGGGAGCACAGGGCUGCGUGUGCAGCAGCUGCCAGCGCACACGUGUAAAUGAGUUUGUGUGUCUGCCACUUCCACCCGCGUUUGUCCCCAUCUGUGGCAAAAAGAAAAGCCCUCAAAGCAGGGGAAGGGGUGGCUGGGUGCUGCAGGCUGCGCCGGAGCCUCAGGUCCCCGUGUCCCCCCACCCUGCCCCUCGUCACGCACAGUGGGAAGCGGCUCUGUGGUCUCCACGCGCACGUCGAGUUGUGUUCUGUGAGGUGGUUUGCUUGUGGUUUAGCAGGAUGCCGUCCAAUAGCUUAGAUCCAGAAUGUUUGCUGGGUUCAUGGUGAUGCACUGUGCCAGGGGGAGGGGACGCAAAACCCCCAUACCAGCCUUAAUGGCAUGGAGAUGCAAGAAGGGAAGCUGGCACAAGCAGCAUAUGCUGAUUGUUCCCUUGACACCAAAACCCCUGGUGCCACCGUGCCUGGCUCUGUGACAAAAGGGAACCUCAGGAGCUCCUCUUGCACCCGCUGCUCAAAAGUAGGGGCAGAGGGAGCCUGGCCCAGCCCUGCUGUGCUGGGAGGGGCUGUGCUAAUGGAGCAGUGCCUGGCAGUGAUGAAUCACAGCCCGGGGCUCCGUGUGUGGGCAGCCAUGGUUGGAGGUGCAGCGUGCUGGCUCGGCACUGCAUCCAUUAUAGGUUUAAACAACAGCACUGCCCUGCAGCGUGUUCUGCAGCACUGCAGCACAGCCCCUGCCCACGUUGCUCCCUGUCCCCCCACCCCACACUGCCCUGGCUGUGCACAGUGCCCUAAGGCAGCACCCAGGAUUUAUUUUCAAUGUCUCCCCAGCAUUUGCGUUGCUUUUCUGUUUGUUUGUUUUCUGUACGUGUUGGUUGGUUCUCAUCUGUCUCUAACUGGUCCCUGUGUCACCUGCGGGCAGUUCCCUCCAGCUGCUCCGUGAUCAAUGCAGAGCUAUUUGCACUAUAGUACUACACACAAUUGCACAUACUAAAUGAAUUAAUAUUUAUGGCAGGGGGUGCUGAUUCCCUCCCUGUGAUUGCAUUGUCGGGUUGGGGUGUCCUUUGGGUUGGGUUUUUGUUCCGUUCCUGUAACUGAAUCAUCCUUUCCUGUUCCAUUUUUUUUUUUUCCCCUCUGCCUAAUGCUGUUUAAAAAUAAUGAUGGUGCAUCAUGUUACUAAGAGUUUCCCCGGAUCUUCACGACGUGUGUGGUUAUUAGCAGGCAGCCAGCAGGGGAGCACAGCCCCUGGGACGAGGACUGUGCCUUCUGCAAGCAUCCCUGUGCUGUGGGGGGGUGAUGUGGGAGAGCAGUGCAAGGAAAGCAAUGCUGCUUUCUCUUGGGUCCACCAGGGAGGCUGGGACCUUGUGUAUAGGGCAAUGGCAGGACGCAGCAGGGCUGCUGGGGCUUUGCCUUGCACAGGGGCAGCAGUGGGAAAGUAGGAGCAGGGAGGCUUAUGGGGGAUCCUGCCCUGGGUACAGCACCUGGGUACCACCAGUCCUGCAUCCUGGCAGCCCAGCACCUCUCUUUGCUGUAGCACCAGCCUGCACUGGGCCUUGCUGCACUGGGGCACAGUCACCCGGCAGCACUGCUGUUGCUACCUGUUGUGGUGCCCAUCCUGCAGCACCGCCUGGGAAAGGGUUGUGGCUGCUGUGCCAGGCUGCAGUACAGUUGUUCCCACCACAAGAAUAAAGCUUCCCUUUUUUUCCA
Molecule: messenger RNA, 7029 nt
Organism: Meleagris gallopavo (turkey)
Lineage: Eukaryota; Metazoa; Chordata; Aves; Galliformes; Phasianidae
Source: RefSeq, a predicted model, not a curated record